Messenger RNA from Rubroshorea leprosula, 612 nucleotides. NCBI's taxonomy places the organism in Eukaryota, Viridiplantae, Streptophyta, Magnoliopsida, Malvales, Dipterocarpaceae. The record is from the annotation of a GenBank genome assembly.
AAUUUCAAUUGUGUUACCAGGAUGCUAUGCGAUUUUGGCUAUUCCGAUUGUUCUGUCUCAGGUGUGCCUCCACCUCAGCAUCCAUCUCAGCAAAAAAAGGCCACGUCAAACACAGAGGAAGUGCUUAUGAGCGGACUGUUAAAAGCUAACGGAGGGAUGGUGCCGGUGUUAACAAAAGGGGUGAUUUGCCACUGCAACUUCAUGUGCUUCCUACCCGUAGAGGCGAUUGAAGUCCCCGUCAGACUCUGCAACCGUGAACAAAACACCAUCUCCAGGGGUGUAGCGGAUGAUUGGCUUUGCAGCAUGAGGGAGGUGAUAGAAGAAGAGGUGCUCGACAGGAGCCAACUUGAACCAAAAUGUGUCGAAGAAGAUAAGUGGGAAAGAGAACUCAACGGCAGAGGUGGGAGAGUCAGAGGAUGGAGCGACUUUAGAGACUUCAAGAAAUCUCAAUGAUGCCAUAAACUAAUGCGCAGAAAACAGAAGGUACAGUCAAUAAUUGAGUGCUCUCUUGCAAUUCAUGACGGCUUUUUAAAGAUUGGGAGGCUGACACACAGCGGCACAGAGGCCUUUGCAUGUGUGGUGUUGGUGGAGGAAUAUAUUCCAUGCUGUCUC